CGUAUCCUUUGUAUUGCAUGUAUAGUUUUGGUGAUUAGCUGAACAUCAUUGUCUCAGCAUAAUCAUGAAAACUUUGUGUUUUCUAACCCUAAUUGUGAUUGCCGUGGUACUCACGCGCACAAGCGGAACUAAACAGAGUUUCCCGGUAUUCAAUCUAUGCGUCUGGAAUCCUUGUAAGAACGGUGGCCAAUGUUUCAGGAGAGGACGUGUGUUCGCAUGUAAAUGCCGGCCUGGUUACACUGGGCGUCAGUGUCAAAUUGUGAUUAAUCCAUGCCUCCGUAGUCCUUGUAAGAACGGUGGUGUAUGUCGUAGGAGGGGACAUCUAUUCUCGUGUAAAUGCCGACCUGGUUAUAUUGGACGUUACUGUAACGUCUUGAUUAAUCCAUGCCUCCGUAGCCCUUGUAAGAACGGUGGUGUAUGUCGUAGGAGGGGAUAUCGAUUCUCGUGUAAAUGCCGACCUGGUUAUAUUGGACGUUACUGUAACGUCUUGAUGAAUCCAUGCCUCCGUAGGCCUUGUAAGAACGGUGGUGUAUGUCGUAGGAGGGGACAUCGAUUCUCGUGUAAAUGCCGACCUGGUUAUAUUGGACGUUACUGUAACGUCUUACUUAAUCCAUGCCACAGAAGACCGUGUAAGAACGGUGGUGUGUGUAUGAGGUCAAGAAAUGGCUUCCACUGCAAAUGCCCACCUGGUUAUACUGGACAAAACUGCCAAACAUUCUGCAGAAGGGCCGUUGCUGAUAUUGUAUUCGUUUUGGAUGAAUCAGGAAGUAUCACACAUCGAAAUUUUGAAGUCAUGAAAUCGUUCGUAAAAAAUCUCAUUUACAUUUUCCCAAUUUCCAGAACACAGGUUCGUGUUGGUGUCAUUACAUUUAGCACCUAUAUAAGAAAUGAGUUUAAUUUGAAUAAAUAUUUCACUCACAGACAAUUGUAUUAUGCCAUUAAUAGAAUUCGAUACAACAGCGGAGCAACGAAUACUCAUUUAGCAUUGAAUUAUCUUAAGAGACACGCAUUUCAAUCUAGGGCUGGAGGUCGAAGACUUAUCCCGAAAAUUGCUAUUGUUAUUACUGACGGAAGAUCAACAAACCCGAAAAUGACGCGACACACUGCUCAAAUUCUAAAAAAAUCAGGGAUUCAAGUUUAUGCCAUCGGUAUUGGAAACCAAGUUCCUAGAUCUGAAUUGGUAACCAUUGCAAGUCAUCCAAGCAAGGAAUAUGUCUAUGAUUUACAUACAUUUAGAGAUUUGUCAAACAUCAAAUCUGGUCUGGCGAGUAAAACGUGCCUAGCUUCAGAGCCCUGCAGGGGAAAUCCUUGUCGAAAUGGAGCAAAAUGUGUAAAUUUGUGGAAGAAUUUCAAGUGCAUUUGUAAAUCAGGCUUCCGAGGAAAACGUUGCGAAAUAGUGGUUAACCCAUGCCAUAAGAGACCUUGUAAGAACGGCGGCGCAUGUAUCAGAAAAGGACACAGAUUCACCUGUAAAUGCCGACCUGGGUAUACUGGAACAUACUGUCAUACAUUUAAUCCAUGCCAUAAGAGACCUUGCAAGAACGGUGGCACAUGUAUUGGAAGAGGACGGAGCUUCAGCUGUAAAUGCCGACCUGGAUAUAGCGGACGAUACUGUCAUGCAUUUAAUCCAUGCCAUAGGAGACCUUGCAAGAACGGUGGGGCAUGUAUUGGAAGAGGACGGAGCUUCAGCUGUAAAUGCCGACCUGGAUAUAGCGGGCGAUACUGUCAUGCAUUUAAUCCAUGCCAUAGGAGACCUUGCAAGAACGGUGGCGCAUGUAUUGGAAGAGGACGGAGCUUCAGCUGUAAAUGUCGACCUGGAUAUAGCGGACGAUACUGUCAUGCAUUCAAUCCAUGCCAUAGGAGACCUUGCAAGAACGGUGGCGUAUGUUUUAGAAGAGGACGGAGCUUCGCCUGUAGAUGCCGACCAGGAUAUAGCGGACGAUACUGUCUUGCAUUUAAUCCAUGCCACAGGAGACCUUGCGGGAACGGUGGCGUUUGUAUUGGAAGAGGACGGAGCUUCAGCUGUAAAUGCCGACCUGGAUAUAGCGGACGAUACUGUCGUGCAUUUAAUCCAUGCCAUAAGAGACCUUGCAAGAACGGUGGCGUAUGUAUGAGAAGAGGACGGGGCUUCGCCUGUAAAUGCCGACCUGGAUAUACUGGACUAUACUGUCAAUCAUUCAAUCCAUGCCAUAGGAGACCUUGUAAGAACGGCGGCGCAUGUAUCAGGAAAGGACAUAGAUUCACCUGUAAAUGCAGACCUGGUUACACUGGAAGAUACUGUAAUAGAUUGCUAAAUCCAUGUCGCACGAGACCAUGUAAGAACGGCGGCACAUGUAUCAGGAAAGGACGUAGAUUCACCUGUAAAUGCAAACCUGGUUACUCUGGAAGAUACUGUAAUAGAUUUAAUCCAUGCCACAGCAGACCUUGUAAGAACGGCGGUGUAUGUAUUGCGAAAGGAUAUAGAUUCGUCUGUAAAUGCCGACCCGGUUACUCUGGACGAGACUGUAGAAUAUUUAAUCCAUGCCACAGUAGACCUUGUAAGAACGGCGGCGUAUGCGUCAGAAGAGGACAGAGCUUUACAUGUAAAUGCCCUCCUGGUUAUGCUGGACAAUAUUGUCGUACACCCUGCCAAACGGCCGUUGCUGAUAUUGUAUUCGUUUUGGAUGAAUCUGGAAGUAUUACACGUCCAAAUUUUAAGACCAUGAAAACGUUCGUAAAUAAUCUCAUCUCAGUUUUCCCAAUUUCUAGAAAGCAGGUUCGUGUUGGUGUCGUUACAUUUAGCACCCAGAUCAAAAACGAGUUCAAUCUGAAUAGAUAUUUCACUCACAGACAAUUGUAUCAUGCUAUUGACAGAAUACAAUACAAUAGUGGAAUGACGAAUACUCAUUUAGCAUUGGAUUAUCUUAAGAAACACGCAUUUCAGUCCGAGGAUGGAAGUCGAAAGCAUAUCCCGCAAAUUGCUAUUGUUAUUACUGACGGAAGAUCAUCUAGACCAAAGCAGACACAACGCACUGCUCAAAUUCUAAAAGACUCAGGGAUUCACAUUUAUGCCAUCGGUAUUGGAAGCCAAGUUCCUAGAUCUGAAUUGGUAACCAUUGCAAGUCAUCCAAGCAAGGAAUAUAUCUAUGGUAUAAAUUCGUUUAGCGAUUUGUCAAAAAUCCAGGCUGGCCUAGCAAGCAAAACUUGCAUCGUUGAUCCUUGCAGUAGUUCUCCAUGUAAAAACAAUGGAACUUGUAUAAACAAAGGUUACGAGUUUAGAUGCCAAUGUCAAAGCGGCUUUCGAGGAGAUGUCUGUUCUAUAGUUGAUCCUUGCAGUAGUUUCCCCUGUAAAAACAAUGGAAUCUGUAAAAACAAUGGAUACGAGUUUAGUUGUCAGUGUCGAGACGGAUUCAGAGGAGAUGUCUGUAAUAUAAAACCACCUUGCUCUAGCAGUCCCUGUCAAAACGGAGGAACAUGCACAAAUAAAAACGACGAUUUCAGUUGUCAAUGUCAACCUGUCUACAGAGGAAAGGACUGUUCCAUAGUUGAUCCCUGUCACAUCAGACCUUGUAAAAAUAAUGGUAGCUGUACAAAUAAUGGAACAUCUUACACAUGUGAAUGCACUCCUUAUUUUAUUGGAAAAAGUUGCGAAAAAGCGAAACCAGAAUGCUCUUGCAUGACGUUUGGCAAAAUGUUUUACCGGACAUUCGAUGACCAAAUGUUACAGUUUAACGGUUCUUGCAGUGAAACGUUGGUGAAAUCCGUGCCUGGAACCAACUAUACAGACUUUAUAGUUAAAAUAAUAAAAACAAAGGAGUACUCAAUUUCAGAGCCCACCGUCACUCGAAUAGUCGAAACGAAGUUCAAAAAUACCACCGUUCGACUGUUGCCAUUCAGUACAAUAUUGGUGAAUUCUGAGGAAAGAUCUUUACCGUUAAUAACCAAAGACUUCACAGUUCGAUUAUCUGUUGGUUGGAUAUCACUAACAACAGACUGGGGAUUGACGGUAAAAUAUGAUGGUGUACACCAAGCACACGUCACACUUCCAAUAUCAUUUGCUGAAAAAGUAGAAGGUAAUUGCGGUAACUGUAAUGGUAAGAAGGAUGAUUUGCUGUCAACACCAACUGGUAUGAUUAAGGUUUCUAGAAAAGGACUUCAAGUGCAGCCUAAAACUUCUUGUAAGUCCCAAGCAUUGACUGUGGAAUGCAGUCAACCAAUGCAAUGUGAUACCAUCUUUAAAAAACCAGUGUUUCAAAAAUGUGUUCAAACUAUUGGUGAAGAAAAUGUUGCUAGAUUACAAAAAUCUUGUCGAGCCAGUCUAUGUUCAGCGAAAAAUAAAGAUGAGGCAGAUAAACUUUGUGAAAUACUUGAAGCCUUUUCAAGUGAAUGCGAAAAAGCAAGCAUUGUUGUCAAAUGGAGAUCCACAACAUUUUGCCCGAAACUUUGUCCUAACAAUCAAGAAUACAAGGGUAAAGUAUUAAAAUGUCAGCCAUCUUGUAUUAAUAAGACCCUCAGCUGUACGAGAUACACAGAAGGUUGUGUGUGUAAACCCGGAUUUCUUCUUAGCGGAGAAGAAUGUGUUUCUGAAUCAGAAUGUGGUUGUUUCAAAAACGGCAUUUAUAUGAAACUCCACGAAGAACAUAGUCUGCAAAGAAGUAAUGGAUUGAAAGUUGUACGCAAAUUGAAAUGUGCAUUGGCUCUGACCCAUCGCCUUGGCUUAUAA
Molecule: messenger RNA, 4702 nt
Organism: Octopus bimaculoides (California two-spot octopus)
Lineage: Eukaryota; Metazoa; Mollusca; Cephalopoda; Octopoda; Octopodidae
Molecular function (GO): calcium ion binding
Source: RefSeq, a predicted model, not a curated record